Messenger RNA from Poecilia reticulata (guppy), 4312 nucleotides. NCBI's taxonomy places the organism in Eukaryota, Metazoa, Chordata, Actinopteri, Cyprinodontiformes, Poeciliidae. The record is from RefSeq and is a predicted model, not a curated record.
GGCUCCACUAAUAGUUUUUUUUUUUUUUUACAUUAUGUUUGUUGUUAUCUAGUAAUCAAUCUCUAUAACUUGGCUAUAAUCAAAUGUUUAGCAUGAAUACAAGAAAUCCAAAAACAAAAACACAAAAAACUCUUCAUAAAUAGUUAGUUAUAAAGAACAUGUGAGUAUAAAUUUAAAUAACUUAAAUUGUUGCUGACCAUAAGAAAUAACAUGCAGCAUGUUGGUGAGAUAAUUUGAACACGGAGCUGAAAAACUAAUGUUACGCAUUUCUGACUCUGUUUGUCUCCACUUCCUGUUAUGGAAACAACAUUCAAAUGCUUUAAAAUUUUGUGGAAGAAUUUGGUUACAAAUGCAAACAGCUUUCUUUUUUCAUAUCAAACAGGUUGUUAGUUUGUAAAAUGUCACAUUAACGGUGGAAAAAGACGUGGAGUAAUUUACUUUCAAUCGGCCUGAGUAACAUUUAGGAUUUUGUUAGAUUCUUAUCAAACUAAAAUCUUCUGUCCUUCCAAACUCAGGGCAAAAGUUCAACAUUGCUGAAGUGCCCAUUUAAAAAAUAAAAUAAAAUAAUUUAAUGCUAUGCUUCUCUGACAGAGGUUCAGAUCGAACAGAAAUUAUUCUCACUCAAUGCUGUCAAGUACAUAACCUAUGUAAAUUACUGCAACGUUCUAGGAAUUUACAUAUCUGUUGCUAUUUGUGUCCUCAAGUUGACCUAGUUUGGUGCAGCUUCACAUUCUGAAAGAGUUAUGAAUUUCCAUUCUCUGAGAAAAUAAGAGAUGAAUUCAUCCUUUCAUCAAAUGAACAGCAUUAAGUUGUUCUUUGAUUAAACCACCAAGAAAUUUAAACCCACAUUUAUGACUUCUGAAUCAUUCUGUCCCCACAAGAUUACUGCUGUACCAACAUUUAAAGAUGCAGUAUGUAACUUUUAUACUUUUUUUUUUUUUUUAGAUAUUUUAAAAAAAUGUCACUAUGACAGUAUAAUGAGACAGAUAAUCUGUGGUAACUCUGGGGCCGCUGUAGAGAGCCAUGUGCUCAGGUGGAAGAAACUGUUGAUAGGAAAACUAUUAGUAAUGCACUCCAUAAAUCAUAACUUUAUGUUAGAGUGGCAAGUCCUGUUUGCAGCUAGCCCCAAGUCAUGUUGUAGACUCUGUCAACAUGCUGAAUGAGGAGCUAAGAUUCACUUAGUGGUAAAGUUCCUAAAAUAAAUAGCCUUUUCAAUAGCAUUUUAAUUUAUUGUCAAAGGCCAGAGCAAAGGUAACCGAGAAUGAAUACCAUGACUUGAAAAUUGAUGUUUGUAUAUGUUCUUAGUGAAAUUCGACUGAGUUUGAGAAAUUUCACAAAGAAGUUUAGAGACAUAAACCAAAACACUUGCAGCUGUAACUGAUAGAAAGGCUGGAUUACAAAUCUAGACAUCACUAUUCAGAUCUCCAUUUGUUGGAAAAUGUUUAUUCUACUUCACAAUCUGUUUCGUCUUUGUCACAUAAAUCCCAACAAAAUGUGUAUCAGGGACUCUGACACGGCUCAUCUGAAAAAAUGCCUUUAUCUGGACUCAUCUGGUAAUAAAACUGGAUUAGUUCAUCCAUGGAAAAAUAAUAUGCUUCACCUCAAACUUCAGUAAUAUGGGAGAUCUUCUUCAGCGAAGUGCCAGGCUACAUUCACACAUACCAGAGAAAAUCAACUCAGUCAAAAUUCAAACAUGUUUCUUAUCCUGAGCUUUGAAUAUUCCACUUUUACCUCUGGGUGUAAUAUGUUGAGAUCAUGUGCAACACGAAACUAAAUAGCUCGUAUUUAUUUUCAUAAUGAUUUUCGAUCCAAAGAUAAGUCGUACACUGCAGACAUUGUUCAGCGAAGCGGAGCCGUGUUUUAGUCCCAUGAAGCAGGUGGCGGUUCACUCUGCAUAUGAGUCAGUUCCCAGCUUUCUCUUCUGCAUUUCCUCUCCUUCUCACGUCGGAGGCAGAUGCUCUGAUGACAGAUAACAUGCAAAUGGAUUGAGUCCUGUAGAAGAAAGGAGAAGUUGAAACGAUAAUUUAAAAAAACCCCAAAAGAUCAGAAACGGUCACAGAUCUGACUUCCUGAGGAGAAGUUUUAGGCCAAUGUUAGUUUCAGUUCAAGCAGUUUUGAACUCCACAAUGAGGAUAUAUUUUACAACUAUUGUCUGGUUGCUGACAGUCAGUGGAGAUUUACCUGUAGAGAAGGAAAAUGAUGAAGCUUCUCUCAACACUGCUGUUUAUUGGUCACACUGCAACAGUGCAACAGUGGAGCAAACAGCACACACUGGAGAGUCUGUUUCCAUCACCUGCAAAUAUUCACAAGCCACUAAAAACGGCAUCAAACACUUCUGCAGAGUCGACGGAAACUUCAGCUGCACAAUGAUGAUUUCAGCGCAGCAUUCAAACUACACAAAACGGGAAAAGAUUUCCCUCAGCGUUGAUAAACAGCGAGGAUUGUUCGAGGUGAACAUCUUCACGGUGACUCAGGAGGAUUUGGGCAAAUACCGGUGUGGCUUGGAAGAAAACGGUAUAAUCACUUGUUUACAGGAAGUCUUCCUCCGUGUUCUGAACCCGGUUACAGUCCCAACCUACGCCAGAAAGGGAGAGUCACCACCUCAACCUGAGCAGAUUAUACCACCACAAACACGAGUGAGGAUUGACAGAAAUUCUGAUUGUGGCUCCGAUUGUGGUUCUGAUUCUGGUUCUGGGAAGAAACAACAGCUAUUUGUUUCCACCCUUACAUCUCAUUUAGGUGAUGGACAAAAAAAACAACCACCACAACCAGUUGUGUUCCUGCUGUUUGUUUUGUUUGUAGGAAUGAUUGCUGGCAUUGUGUGCGGUGUCGUGAUCGUGGUGGUGCUUGCAGUUGUCUUAAUACUGUGCAGACGGAAACUCUGCAACAGACGAGGGGAAACAUCGGAGCCGGAGAUAAACACAGUACAAAGCGUAGAGAAAAACGACGGAGAUCACCAAUAUGACGAGAUACAGACGCAGAACAAAGAAGCAAACACAGUCUGCACUCUUUAUUCCACAGUGAACCCACCUGCAGACCAGCUGCACUACGCCAGCGUCAAUAUCGAGGGCGGAGAGCCCACCACUGGUAGUGAUCAAAAUGCCUCUGCACACCCUCCAGCACAGACCACUCUCUACUCUACUGUUGCAAAGCUCGGAGAAUAGAGUAGCCAAACUUCCUGUGUGUUUUUUCUGAAACAUGUUGCAGAGAAUUUGAUCUUUUUCUGGGUAGUGGCGUCCCCAAGGGGUGGCCUGGAGGAGGCAUGGCCUCCACUUGAAAAAUGCCGAAAAAUGUAGUUUAUGUCAUUGCAAGGCAUACAGAGUUAUCUUCUUCAAUGAAGACAUAAAUGUAAACAGGCAUAGUAAAUAAUUAAAUGAAAUUCUAUAUUUUCUGUAGCUGUGACUCCCUAAAAUGGGCACCCCAUGAGAAUUUUCAGGGGUGCCAAUGAGACAUGGAGAAAGGGCGGUUCAAACUGCUGCAAGGAUUUUAAAGAAGGAACGUCUUGCAUCAGGGAACCUUUUUGUUUUGUUUUUUUUUGUUACUCCUUACAAGCUGCCAGGAGCAUCAGCUCCAGCCACUUGUGAGGGGCGGAGAAUCUAGAGGAGGGUGAAUCCAGAACUGUGUCCAGCUGAGCUUGAAACCUAUUGUGUUACUGCUACUUCAAGAGGCCGCUGAAUGUAUCGUCUGCAGACUUUAUGGGAUGGUGGACUUGCAGCCAUGAGGUGCUAGGGAACAAUGGGAAAUGUAGGCUGCCACUGGAAUGGACAUGCUGAUUCUUUUUUUGCCUGUGAAUAAGUGGAACUCUGCAGGUCUGGAGUCGGAACUGCAUUUGGAGAUUUUAUUUAACUUUUUAUUUGACUAAUUUCAUACAUUAAUGUCUAUUUUCUGGCUUUUUUAAACUUGAUUUUAGGUACAUUGUUUGACUUUUAUCAAAUAUUGUACCAGAAUUAAAAGCAAAUGUUCCUACAGAAAUAUUUUCCCCUUGUUUUACAUGUUGUACUCUGAACCUGAGUUUCAUAAAUCACACUGAAUUACAACUGGAAAAGAAUAUGUUAGUAUCUUAUUUUUAAGAAAAAAAAUGUAUUUGAUUACCCAGGACAUAUAUUCUUAACAAGACUGAAAUCACAACCCUCCAUAAUAAAUUACACAGAAUUUGCAACAUAAUAUUAAUGUGUAACACUGUGAGCUGGAUUUUUUGUUUACAUUUUUUUAUUGAUUUUAUUUUAGAUUUCCUGCAAUGUUUGGGAUAAUUUCUCCGGCCAUUUUCAGCAUUUUAUAUUAUAUUUUACCCUUUAUAAAUUAGAAGAUAUAA